This is a messenger RNA of Tripterygium wilfordii, 1333 nucleotides long. RefSeq names its product probable 3-hydroxyisobutyrate dehydrogenase-like 2, mitochondrial. The record is from RefSeq and is a predicted model, not a curated record. The transcript has a single exon. Gene Ontology annotation, molecular function: NADP binding; NAD binding; oxidoreductase activity. Lineage: Eukaryota; Viridiplantae; Streptophyta; Magnoliopsida; Celastrales; Celastraceae. Bases 190 to 1110 code for a protein of 306 amino acids.
GGAAUGAAGAGAGGGCAAAGAAAUGUGAACGAACGAUGCCGUGUUCCCCUAACUGGUUCUUCGAUAUAGGCAGCUUUUCAUAUUUUUGGGAUCUAGAUAUAGCAGUCGAGUACAUCGGUGAACUACUUCACUCCCUAGGUUGGCUAAACCCACCCUCCACGGUCCAAUCAACUUAGGCCCUUCGCAGAUAUGGACACUGCCUACCCAACUCCGAUCACUUCCGCGCGAACACGAAUCGGAUGGAUUGGCAUAGGCGUCAUGGGCGCUGCUAUGGCCUCGCGCCUUCUCUCCGCUGGAUAUUCCCUCACUGUCUACGCCCGCACUCCCUCCAAGGCCUCCUAUCUUCAAUCUUUGGGAGCCCAUCUCGCCGAUUCCCCACAAUCCGUAGCCAGAUCUAGCCACGUUGUCUUCACCAUGCUAGGACACCCAUCAGAUGUUCGACAAAUUGUUCUCGGCCCCGACGGUGUUCUUUCCGGCCUGAAUCCCGGCUGCGUUGUCGUUGACCAUACGAGCAGCCAUCCUGCCCUUGCGCGCGAGAUCUUCGAUGCUGCAGUGGCCAAAGAGUGUUGGGCAGUUGACGCGCCAGUAUCAGGCGCGGACAUAGGCGCGCGAGAUGGGAAAUUGGCGAUUUUCGCUGGCGGUGAUGCUGGAGUUGUGAAGUGGUUAGGACCAUUAUUUGAUGUUAUGGGCAAGGCCACGCAUAUGGGUCCGGCAGGGUGUGGGCAGAGUUGCAAGAUAGGGAACCAAAUCGUGGUGGGAGCUAAUUUAUUGGGGUUGAGUGAAGGGUUGGUGUUCGCAGAGCGGGCUGGAUUGGACGUGAACAAAUUUGUUGAGGCAGUGAGGGGUGGAGCGGCGGGAUCAAUGGUAAUGGAGUUAUAUGGGGAGAGGAUGAUUGGGAGGGACUUUAGGCCUGGUGGGUUUGCAGAGUACAUGGUCAAAGAUAUGGGUAUGGGUGUGGAUAUGGUGGAAGAGAGUGAAGAUGAAAGGCUUGUGGUGUUGCCUGGCGCUGCCUUGUGUAAGCAGCUCUUCUCUGCAAUGGUGGCCAAUGGGGAUGGCAAGCUUGGCACUCAGGGCCUUAUAACUGUUAUUGAGAGGAUCAAUGGCAGGUAAUAUACAGAUGAACACAGGCAAAUCGUUGCAUCAAGAAGGCAGAACUUGGAGUCAGUUGAUGUAUGUAUUGGUUGAUCUUUAUUUUGAAAUAAAGUUAUAUUAUAUCUGUACAAUGAUCUAUAAGGGAAUGUUGGGUGAGAGGAAAACUGGUCCUUGUCCUUGCCAUUUUCUUUACAUCUCUGUGUGGUAGCAAUGCAACAUUUCAAGUGAUGAUUUGCAGUGA